Molecule: messenger RNA, 2441 nt
Organism: Arabidopsis thaliana (thale cress)
Lineage: Eukaryota; Viridiplantae; Streptophyta; Magnoliopsida; Brassicales; Brassicaceae
Gene: ZTL
Product: Galactose oxidase/kelch repeat superfamily protein
Exons: 2
Coding region: 278-2107 (609 amino acids)
Biological process (GO): circadian rhythm; ubiquitin-dependent protein catabolic process; blue light signaling pathway
Cellular component (GO): nucleus; cytoplasm
Source: RefSeq, marked reviewed
GGGAGUUUUAUGGUUUUAUCUACUUGACCCGACAGAGAAAUCCGGACCCGGAUAAAAUCCGACCCGUUCGAAUGAACUCAUACGGCCGAGAUUUUUCCACCAAACUCGACGGUUACCACUCGUUUCUUUGUCCACCAUCUUCUCUCUCUCUCUCUCUCAACCCCCGAAAAUCUCCUUUUCCCAAAAUUUUCCGAUUAUCUCACGCCGGAUUGUUUUUCAAUCGCCGUCUUCAUAAUCUCCGGCGACUGAAAUCAGUCUGGUAACUAUUUGAAUUUUCAUGGAGUGGGACAGUGGUUCCGAUCUAAGCGCCGAUGAUGCUUCGUCACUGGCGGAUGAUGAAGAGGGAGGUCUUUUUCCCGGAGGUGGACCAAUUCCAUAUCCCGUUGGGAAUUUGCUUCACACGGCGCCUUGUGGAUUCGUUGUUACUGAUGCCGUUGAGCCGGACCAACCUAUUAUAUAUGUCAACACCGUCUUCGAAAUGGUUACAGGGUAUCGUGCUGAGGAAGUUCUCGGAGGAAAUUGCCGCUUCUUGCAAUGUAGAGGACCGUUUGCUAAAAGAAGGCAUCCAUUAGUUGACUCUAUGGUUGUUUCCGAGAUAAGAAAAUGUAUUGAUGAGGGCAUUGAAUUUCAAGGCGAGUUGUUGAACUUUAGGAAAGAUGGAUCUCCGUUGAUGAAUAGAUUGCGGUUGACUCCUAUUUAUGGAGACGAUGAUACUAUUACCCAUAUAAUUGGAAUCCAGUUCUUUAUCGAGACAGACAUUGACCUUGGACCUGUUCUUGGAUCUUCAACAAAAGAAAAGUCAAUUGAUGGGAUAUACUCAGCUUUAGCUGCUGGGGAGCGGAAUGUUUCCCGAGGAAUGUGUGGGUUAUUCCAGCUGAGUGACGAGGUUGUGUCUAUGAAGAUAUUGUCACGCCUGACACCAAGAGACGUUGCAUCUGUUAGCUCUGUGUGCCGCAGGCUAUAUGUGCUGACAAAGAAUGAGGAUCUUUGGCGAAGGGUUUGUCAGAAUGCAUGGGGAAGUGAAACAACACGGGUAUUAGAGACUGUUCCUGGUGCUAAAAGACUCGGUUGGGGCCGCUUGGCUAGAGAACUGACCACCCUUGAAGCUGCAGCUUGGAGAAAACUUUCGGUUGGAGGUUCUGUUGAGCCUUCUCGCUGUAAUUUUAGUGCUUGUGCUGUCGGGAACAGAGUUGUUCUGUUUGGAGGAGAAGGUGUGAAUAUGCAGCCUAUGAAUGAUACCUUUGUUUUAGAUCUGAAUUCUGAUUACCCUGAAUGGCAACAUGUCAAAGUGAGCUCCCCUCCUCCAGGACGCUGGGGCCACACGCUCACUUGUGUAAAUGGCUCCAAUCUGGUUGUAUUUGGUGGCUGUGGUCAGCAAGGUUUGCUGAACGAUGUGUUUGUCUUGAAUCUCGAUGCUAAGCCGCCUACUUGGAGGGAAAUUUCGGGUUUGGCUCCGCCUCUACCAAGAUCAUGGCACAGCUCAUGCACCCUUGACGGAACCAAACUGAUAGUCUCUGGAGGCUGUGCAGAUUCCGGCGUUCUUCUAAGUGACACGUUCCUCCUCGACCUUUCAAUAGAGAAACCAGUGUGGAGAGAGAUUCCAGCUGCCUGGACUCCGCCUUCCCGGUUAGGCCACACACUAUCGGUUUAUGGAGGAAGAAAGAUCUUGAUGUUUGGUGGUCUUGCUAAGAGCGGGCCUUUGAAAUUCCGUUCGAGUGAUGUCUUCACAAUGGAUCUAAGCGAAGAGGAGCCUUGUUGGAGGUGUGUGACCGGUAGCGGAAUGCCUGGAGCAGGAAACCCAGGAGGAGUAGCACCACCACCAAGGCUAGAUCACGUUGCAGUUAACCUCCCUGGAGGCAGAAUCUUGAUAUUUGGCGGCUCAGUGGCAGGGCUUCACUCAGCGUCUCAGCUUUAUCUACUUGACCCAACGGAGGACAAACCGACUUGGAGAAUACUAAACAUUCCAGGAAGACCGCCUCGGUUUGCUUGGGGACAUGGCACUUGUGUUGUGGGAGGAACACGAGCGAUAGUGCUAGGUGGUCAGACCGGAGAAGAAUGGAUGCUAAGUGAGCUACACGAAUUAUCACUAGCGAGCUAUCUCACGUAACCAAAGAGAGCCUAUGUAUGAAAGAGAACCCAGCCAUAGAAGAAGAUGAAAAAGGGUUCUCGGUUAGGAUACUGGAGCUUUAGGGGAGAGCGACUCAGUGGUGGGACUUUGGUACUGCUCAUAUUUUUUAAGUCCUUCUUCUUCUUUCUUCCUCAUUAGGAGGACUUUUAGUGCUUAUAUAAUAUAUAUAGUGAAAAUGUCAUCUCUCUCUUUCUCUCUGUAGUGCUUGUUUCUGUUGUUCUCUUUGAAGUUUGAGAAGUGCAUUUGUGUUCAUAUUCUGUAAAUUUUAUUUAUGAUUACAAACUUUAAUAAGAUCCUUUCUCUUCUUAUGCUA